AUGGGCAACAAAAAUAACAAGCCGGUUGUUCCCAAAGGCUGGGUCGCCGUUUGGGACGACAAAUACAAUGAAUGGUUCUAUGUCGACGAGUCAACGGGCAAAUCGCAAUGGGACGCUCCCAAGGGCACUAGUUUCGGCGAGCCUCACGAGGAGGCCCCUCCUCCAUACUCAGAAGUUGUUGACAAGCCGGCCGCACAGGGACCAAGCGGUGCAGGCCGUGGGUCUAGAAUCAACCUGCCGUCCACCGCAAAGCCCCAGACCGCAAACGUUGGCGCCUCUCAACCGUAUCCGCAAUAUCCACCACAGCCCUACGCUCAGCCAUACGCACAGCCCUACGCUCAGCCAUACGCACAGCCCGCUCCAUAUCCCCAGCAGUACCCUGCUAACUAUAGUCAGCCGUCCAGAAACCGUUUUGGCGGGAUGGGCGGCAUGGGAAUGCUCGGGGGCCUGGGAGCAGGUGCGCUUGGUGGCCUGCUUCUGGGCGAGAUGAUGACCCCAGACACUGUGAUCUACGAAAAUGGCGGUGGCUACGGCGAUUUCGGAGGCGGAGGCGAUUUCGGCGGCGGAGACUUUGGCGGCGAUUUCUGAACCCAAUGGGACUAUGUAGUGACGUUAAAAUAAAUACUUGGUGAUUACUCGUUUUACCAUCCCGCACGCACAUAAAUAUUUAAAUAAUUAUUUAUUCUCCAUCGUCUGAUGG
Messenger RNA from Ogataea polymorpha, 700 nucleotides. RefSeq lists its product as uncharacterized. NCBI's taxonomy places the organism in Eukaryota, Fungi, Ascomycota, Pichiomycetes, Pichiales, Pichiaceae. Bases 1 to 588 code for a protein of 195 amino acids. The transcript is spliced from 2 exons. Gene Ontology annotation, molecular function: protein binding. The record is from RefSeq and is a predicted model, not a curated record.